This is a messenger RNA of Hemibagrus wyckioides, 5271 nucleotides long. Its product is annotated as gamma-aminobutyric acid receptor subunit rho-1-like. Gene Ontology annotation, molecular function: GABA-A receptor activity; extracellular ligand-gated monoatomic ion channel activity; neurotransmitter receptor activity. Lineage: Eukaryota; Metazoa; Chordata; Actinopteri; Siluriformes; Bagridae. The transcript has 10 exons. The record is from RefSeq and is a predicted model, not a curated record. The coding region runs from base 161 to 1588 and encodes 475 amino acids. Gene Ontology annotation, cellular component: neuron projection; synapse; GABA-A receptor complex. Gene Ontology annotation, biological process: signal transduction; regulation of membrane potential; monoatomic ion transmembrane transport.
UUAGUCUCCGAACGGAGUGUGGGGCUGGUGAUAUUUCCUUGUACGUGUAGUUUGGGAGUGUGACUCUUGCGCCAGGGAAGCGCUAAGAUUUUUAAUUCAUAUUUACAGCAGUGCACUUGUUUACAUCCCGGAUCAUUUCCUGCGUUUUGAUGAAGGCGCCAUGCGCGCGGACCUGCUCGCGCUGCUGUGUGUGGCGAUGCUGGGCGCGUGCCUCACACAGGCUCUAACGAGGGGACGAAAACUUCACACCUGCAGGCAGCUCAGAUCAAGGAGAGAUGCUUCAAGAACAGAGGAAGGAAUCCAAAAAUCUGGAAGUCUCAUUCUGAAAAGGAGCCCUGACAUCACCAAGGGCUCAGUGCCGAAAUCGGAGCACGUCCUCCGUAUAGAUGACCAUGAUUUCACAAUGCGGCCUGGCUUUGGAGGCCCCGCUGUUCCUGUGGGUGUGGAUGUGCAAGUUGAAAGCCUGGACACUAUCUCUGAAGUGGAUAUGGACUUCACCAUGACUCUGUACCUGAGACACUAUUGGAAAGACGAGCGCCUGUCCUUCCCAGGCAAGACCAACCAGAGCAUGACUUUCGAUAGCCGGUUAGUAAAAAAGAUCUGGGUUCCUGACAUGUUCUUCGUCCACUCCAAACGCUCCUUCAUCCACGACACGACAACCGACAAUGUCAUGCUCAGGGUCUAUCCGGACGGCAAAGUACUCUACAGCGUCAGGGUCACCGUUACAGCUAUGUGUAACAUGGACCUCAGCCACUUUCCUCUUGACACCCAGACAUGCUCACUUGAGAUCGAAAGCUAUGCAUACACUGAUGACGAUCUGAUGCUGUACUGGAAGAAAGGGAAUGACUCUUUGAAGACAGAUGACAAGAUCUCACUCUCUCAGUUCCUCAUCCAGGAGUUUCACACUACCUCAAAACUGGCCUUCUACAGCAGCACAGGUUGGUACAACCGUCUGUACAUCACAUUCACCCUGAGACGGCACAUUUUCUUCUUCCUGCUGCAGACCUACUUUCCUGCUACUCUGAUGGUCAUGCUGUCCUGGGUGUCCUUCUGGAUUGACCGGCGCGCUGUCCCUGCCAGAGUUCCUCUCGGCAUCACUACAGUGCUCACCAUGUCCACCAUCAUCACAGGCGUAAACGCGUCCAUGCCCCGAGUGUCCUACAUCAAAGCAGUAGACAUCUACCUGUGGGUCAGCUUCGUCUUCGUCUUCCUUUCUGUCCUCGAGUACGCAGCCGUUAACUAUCUGUCCACUCUGCAGGAACGCAGAGAGAGGAAGCUCAGAGAGAGGCUGCCAUGCACGUGCGGGAUGUCUCAAGCGAGCCACAUGAUGUUGAGCAGCAGCUACAGCGAGAUGGACACCAUGACCACUGGUCACUACGGUGUGUCUGAGGUGAAUGGAGACAAGCGAGAGCACAUGCUGGUGCAGUUGGCCAUGGACAAGGAGCAGGAUGCUCACGGCCGAGCCGGAAAGUCUCGCUCCUACAGCAGAGUCUGGAUCGACACCCACGCCAUAGACAAGUACUCACGUGUGAUCUUCCCCGGAGCUUACACAGUCUUCAACAUCAUAUACUGGUCCAUUUAUUCUUAACAGCAGCUGCUGCUCACAGCAGCAAGUACAGAUUUUAUUCAGACAGUGUUAUCAUGAUGAAGAUACUCUUCAGUGUCAUAACUUAGUCAGUUUGUACCAACAGCUACAAGUCCUGAUAACCUGAUCAUCUGGAGGAGAGAUGUAACGGAAUAUGACUACAUUAUUUACAGAUAAUGUGUUCUAACAGAUACAAAUACACAUACUACAAUAGGUAGGUGGCACACUAUUCGUGUGAUCAGAUACAUUUUGGGAAACUAAAUUAGCUGUAAAUGCUGCAGGAUGACACAAACAACAAUGCAGGUUUAGGUCUCACCCACUUUGGGAUUUAAUAUGAAUACUACAGACACUAUUGCUACAGAUAUAAAUAUCUGUAUAACACAUACACAUACAAUUGUAGCAAUGUGUUGCAUCCCUUUUCUGGAGGAGCCAGGAUUUGCAGAUUUGAAGAGGAAAAAAAAGAAAGCCUUUAUUAGUUGUAGUACAAAGACAUGUUUUUUUUUGCAUAUUCCUUUGGGUGUAGGGAGCAGAUAGCGUUAGGGGCCAUGCUUAGGGGCCCAAAAGUGUGUCCAUUUCACAGAAAAGCAGAGUGGAAGAUGCCAGACUCUUACAUUUCAUACACCUCCACUGCAUUCCAAUAGUAUUGCUUUUCCACUAUCCCCAUUGCCAUUUCAGGGGCCAAUAUUUUUAUUUCCACUGGUGAAGAGACUGAGCACUUUAUUCGGAACACCUGUAUUUUUACAUCAUGUGUCAGCAUUGCAAGGCAUAACAUCAUGCAGAUAUGGACCAGCAGCUUCAGGUAAUGUUCAGAUCAAAAACGUGAUCUUAAUGAUUUUGACCAUGGCAUGAUUGUUGGUGCCAGACUGGCUAGUGUGAGUAUUUCUGUAACUGGUGCUCUCUAGGGAUUUUCACCCACAACAGUCUCUAGAGUUUAGAGUUGGUGCAAUAAAGAAAAAAAUAACAUCUAGUGUGCAGCAGUUCUGCAGAAGGAACCGCCUUGUUGAUGAGAGAGGUCAGCUGAGAAUGGUCAGACAGGUUCAAGCUGAUGAAAUGGCUACAGUGACUCAUAUUUUCUCUCCCUACAAUUGGAUUGAUAGAAUGCACAACACGUUAAAACUUUAGGCAGAUGAACUAGAAUAGCACGUCAAGUUCCACUUCAGUCAGACAAGCACACAAAGCUGAGGCUACAGUGGGCAUGGGCUCAUCAAAACUGGACAGGUGAAGACUGGAAAACUUAGCCUGGUUUAAUGAAUCUGAAUUUCUGCUGCGGCACACAGAUGGAAAGGUCAGAAUUUGGUGCCAACAGCAUGAAUCCAUGGCCUUGUGAAAAUAAUCCAGAAAGUGGUAUAAUGGUGUGGGGUUUUCUUGCCACACUUUGGACCUGUUAAGACAAAUCAGUCAUGGCGUGAAUGCCACAGCCGAUUUUAGUAUUGUUGAUGGCCAUGUGCAUCCCUUUAUGGCACUGCUUACCUUCUAAUCCCUACUUAAUGCACUAUGUCACAAAGAAUAAGUCAUUUGAACACCUUUGGGAUGUGGAAGAGUGGGAGAUUGAGAGCAUGAAGGUGCGUCUGAAAAAUCUUCAGAAUGUGUGACCAAGUCAACCAUUUCAACGAAUCUCAAAGGAAUGAUUACAAUAUCUUGUGGAAUCCAUUCCAUGAAGAACUGAGACAGUUUUGAAAACAAAGGUAGCCCCGACCAGUAUUAGUAUAGUGUUCCUAAUAAAGUGCUUAGUGAGUGUAGCUGAGCCCUUAGAAGGCAGAAAAGGGUUUGUGUCUGCAUCAAACUAGAUUCAGGAACUUACCCUGAUAUGCCAUUUUAGGGCCACAGUUUAACAUUGUAUUAGAAACACUGUUUUAAGACUAAAAUUGUAAUAUUUCUGAGAUAAAGUAAUAACAUACACAUACAACCCACACACACAUGCACACAAAACACCUACACAACGCACCCACAAACAUAACAAACAUGCUACACACGCAGCAUUUUUAACACAUACACAUCUCACACACAACAGACUGAUGACAUUCAGUGCAUGGGUAUUGUAUGUCAUGACGUGUUUAUUGUAUUUGUACCUAUACUGUAUGUGCAUUGAAUUUGACACAACCAGCACAACCAGAGAUUUCUGUAAAUUCCUUCUUAUCAAGUGUACAGAGAAAUGUGCAAGAACGUAACAGCUGCAUAUUUGACACGAAGGAAAUCUAUAGUGAAUGUCAUUGCCAGAAAACUCUUAUAAGGAACACACACACACACACACACACACAUAUAUAUAUAUAUAUAUAUAUAUAUAUAUAUAUAUAUAUAUACACACACACUGAUAAGGCAUAUCAUUAUGACCACUGAGACUGAUGAUCUCCUCAUCAUGGCACCUGUUAGUGGUGGCAGUCCAAAACUGCAGCUCUUGGGGGUAUUCUUGCCUGCAGGGGUGAAUAUCUAUCAAAAGUGGUCCAAGGAAGGAACACUGGUGAACUGGCCACAGGGUCAUGGGCGAAGAUGCACUAUGGGAAGAAGGCAAGCCGGUGGAGGCAGUGUCGUGCUUUGGGCAAUGUUCUGCUGUGAAACCUUCAUAUGGAUGUUACUUUGACAUGUACCACCUACCUAAGCAUUGUUGCAGACCAUGUACACCAUUUCAUGGAACCGGUAUUCCCUGAUGGCUGUGGCCUCUUUCAGCAGGAUAAUGCGCCGUGCAACAGAGGAAAAAUGGAUCAGGAAUGGUUUGAUGAGCACAGUAACGAGUUUGAGGUGUUGACUUGGUCUCCAAAUUCCCCAGAUCUCAGUCCAAUCCAGCAUCUGUGGGAUGUACUGGACAAACAAGUCCGAUCCAUGGAGGCCCCACCUCUCAACUUACAGGGCUUAAAGGAUCUGCUGCUAACAUCUUGGUGCCAGAUACCACAGCACACCUUCAGGGAUCUAGUGGAGUCCAUGCCUCGACAGGUCAGGGCUGUUUAGGUAGCAAAAAGAGACCAACACAAUAUUAGGCAGGUGGUCAUAAUGUUAUACCCAAUCGUUGUAUAUUCCCUACAAAAUAUAUUGUGCAAAAGUUGUAGAUGUGAAGAAAUGCUAAAGUAAGAAUGCUUUCAAAAAUCUAUAUUUUAAUUGUUUUUUUUUUUUAUCAAUUUACAAAAUGCAAAGUGAGUGGACUGAAGAAAAAUCUAAAUCAAAUCAGUAUUUGGUAUGACCAACAAAUCCCUCAAAAACUGCAUACAAGUAUACCAAGUAGAAUUAAUGCUGUGGGUCACAGCCAAAUACUGAUUUGAUUUUCUAAUAAAUAAUGUUAAAAUAAACUAUUAACACUUCUAUUUUUGAAAGAAUUCUUCCUAUACAGCAUUUUUUCACAACUGCCUAUAUAUAAGUUUGUGUAGAUCUGUGAAUGUGAAAAUUAAAUGCAUGCCUGAAUGCAUGGGUCACAUGCUUAAAGACACCAUUUUGUUGAAGUGUACAAAACAUUGCCACACUUGGUGUAUUCAUGCAUAAAGUGAAGGGAAAUAAGUAUUUGGAUGUCUUCAUUUUCUUCAUUUAAUAAACUUCAUUGUGUGCAUUCGUGAGCAUGUUUAAAGUGUUUCCUCUCCCAUAGAAACCUGUUAAGAAAACACUUAACGUGACUAAACACACCUGUAUACUCCUUUAAACGUACCUACUUACCUUAUACACCUAAUAACACUGCCUUUAUCACGUUCAGCGCUUUCUUUAUA